CCUCACAUGCAGCUACAGGAGCGGGACAUGAGACCAGUCCGGUUUGCCGAUGUGUACACUCACAGACACUGGGAAGAGAUCACUGGCAGGUUUCCACAUGUGUGGAUGAAGAAGCACUGUGGCAAUCUAAAGCUGACGGCUGACUACACACCAGUUUUGGCUUGGCAUGUUCGGAUGUGACAAAGUGUAAAGCUGGUAACUGUUGGAGAAGAACAACACAGCAGAAGGCCGGAGAAACACACAACGUAACAGAGGGAGCUCCUGAAGACGGACAGAACAGAGGAAAACUGUGUGAAAGCAGGAAAGUGGAGAGAGAUAUAUUAAAGGAAAGAGAGAGGCACUAGAGAUAUUCAGAGAGAGAGAAGACAGAAGAAAAACGUGGCCAAGCAUGAGAGAGGAGGAGCAGUCUAAUGAUGACCACCCUGAGGACGAGGGGGUUUCCAGCGAGGAGAACACGGGAAGGCCACCUUCUAACGCCUGUCCUGUUGUUGUAGCAACACCGGGGGUCACCAGGCGCAAACGGCAGACGGGCUCACAAACGGAGGAUCACGUUACAACAGUUACUCCCACUACAGCAGCACAUGACGGCCAGGUGAAGCCAGCGGAGGACAUCCAGAUUUACACGCUGACUGAAGCCAAAAGACUCAAGAAGAGUCCUCAACAUCGGCCGCCUUCCUCAGGCCCAUCCCUUUCUCCUGGCCCCGGCGCUAGUCCUGGAGAUCUCUCGGCCCUUGAGGAUCCACACGGCCAGCGGGUGAUCGCCAACAUUCGGGAGCGCCAGCGGACACAAUCUCUGAACGACGCCUUUGCCUCGUUGCGUAAAAUAAUCCCAACGCUCCCGUCUGACAAACUGAGCAAGAUCCAGACCCUUAAAUUGGCAUCGCGCUACAUUGACUUUCUGUACCAGGUUCUGCAGAAUGACGAGAUGGACACUAAGCUGGCUGGAUGUAACUACCUGGCCCACGAGAGACUGAGCUACGCCUUCUCUGUGUGGAGGAUGGAGGGGGCCUGGUCGACCAUGUCUGCUGGUCACUAGCCCUGCCUAAAAGCUAGGCUUGUCUUUUGACUGUUGCCCUAAUGACAGGGAAAUGUUCUCAUUUGACACAGAGGGCUGAGGUCUGAAUUGGGUCUACCAGCGGACUUUUUAACAGGUCAUAUCAUCUGUUUGCCUCAAUGAUAAUUAAAAAAGACUGACACUUUAGCACGAGCAUUUGGACCAAGCUGCUUUUUAAGCCGCUAUCCCUUUGUCAAGUUUUCAUUGAUGUCAAGUUACGUAUCAGAUGCAUUCUUCUAAUUCUAUUGUUUUGCUUGCCAAAAGCAGCUAUUGCUGCUUAAGUGUGCCAGUGCUGGCAUUCCAAGAAAAGUAUCACAAAAGGGACAUUGUGCUCAGUGUACGAUUCCUGGCUUUUUAAAGGAAUUUCUUCAUGAUGUUUGUACUAGUAAGAUCACAAUGGAGGACAGGUGACAGAUAAAGACAUCCAGACAUCAUUUCAAUCAUUCAACAACCUGAUGGUUGAUGGUCGACCUGUCCUAAAUGUUGUUUCCACAUGACAGCACGGCUUAUUCUGCUAGAGACGUCUGAGCCCUCGGCUUUCUCGGGUUCUGAAGCUUGACCUCUGGUUUCAUCCUUAUCAUCACCCUUGGUUUUAUCACCACAACCGCCAUCUCUAUCAUCAUAACCUUUACUAUCGUCAUCAUAGGUAUGGAAACAUUUGAACUUUGUUUUCUGUGCUGCUGCAGUGUAUAAAGUUUUGUGUAAUGUACAAAGUGCAACAACUAGAGAUUGCGGAAGAGGCAUUCGAGGAAACAGAACUGGAAAAACUAAAUUUGAUUGUUUCAAGAGAGAUUGGUCCUUUGAAUUUUCCGUACCCUUUCAACUCCUACUUUUCCAAAACUCUGACGUAUCAUGAAUCUCUGACCACCUCUGAACCCAAGUGACGGUGGAAAACGUAGCUGUCCAUCCUGACUUCAGUUUCUCCUCUUUAUACCCAAACCGAGCCCCUUUGUUUCUUCUAGUGCCAAAAAAAAAAAAAAA
Messenger RNA from Perca flavescens (yellow perch), 2035 nucleotides. RefSeq names its product twist-related protein 2-like. The coding region runs from base 389 to 1036 and encodes 215 amino acids. NCBI's taxonomy places the organism in Eukaryota, Metazoa, Chordata, Actinopteri, Perciformes, Percidae. The transcript has a single exon. Gene Ontology annotation, biological process: regulation of transcription by RNA polymerase II; developmental process. Gene Ontology annotation, molecular function: RNA polymerase II transcription regulatory region sequence-specific DNA binding; protein dimerization activity; DNA-binding transcription factor activity, RNA polymerase II-specific. The record is from RefSeq and is a predicted model, not a curated record.